Molecule: messenger RNA, 1069 nt
Organism: Silurus meridionalis
Lineage: Eukaryota; Metazoa; Chordata; Actinopteri; Siluriformes; Siluridae
Product: myosin light chain 3-like
Exons: 1
Coding region: 113-730 (205 amino acids)
Cellular component (GO): myosin II complex
Molecular function (GO): calcium ion binding
Source: RefSeq, a predicted model, not a curated record
AGACAAUCUCAUCCUUUGUGGCCUGAGCUUUCGGACCCUUCUCGCUCCCCCUGACCCAUAAACACAACAAUAAUCCCAGGCGCUUUUAAAGAGUCUCUCGUUCGCAGCAGCAAUGGCCCCGAAGAAAGUCGAAGUCAAAAAGCCGGAACCCAAAAAGCCUGAGCCAAAGAAGCCCGAUGCGAAAAAGGAGGCCACCCCGGCACCACCUCCAGCCGCUCCUGUCGUACCCGAGCCACCCAAGGAACCCCAGUUUGAUCCUAAAAGUGUGACGGUGGAGUUCACACCUGACCAGAUCGAGGAGUUCAAGGAAGCCUUUCAGCUGUUCGACCGGACACCAAAGAACGAGAUGAAGAUCACAUACGCUCAAUGCGGUGACGUGAUGAGGGCACUCGGGCAAAACCCCACCAAUGCUGACGUCCUCAAGGUCCUCGGAAAACCACGGGCCGAGGAGAUGAACAGCAAAAUGCUGGACUUCGAGACAUUUCUUCCCAUGCUUCAGCACAUCUCCAAGUCCAAGAAUAAGGGCAGCUUUGAGGACUUUGUCGAGGGCCUGCGAGUCUUUGAUAAAGAAGGCAACGGAACCAUCAUGGGGGCGGAAUUGCGUCACGUCCUGGCAACGCUCGGAGAAAGGAUGUCAGAGGACGAGGUGGAUCGACUCAUGGCGGGGCAGGAGGACGCCAACGGAUGCAUCAACUACACCUCUUUUGUUAAACAUAUUCUCUCUGGUUGAGCUGGACUUGGGAAAACAUUUUACAGGAAAUUCAUUUGAAUCAGUUGAAAAGUUAAUGAUGUAUUAGUGGCAGCGUGAUGGUUUGUAAGCGUUCGGAUUGUUUUCUCAUUAAUGCAAGAGACAUUUACAAAAACGUGUAAGGAAUAAAACAUAAAACAUGACCGGUACGUCAUGAAGCGUUUUAUUCCUUUUUGUUCCACAACAAUUUCCCAAUGAUUACACAUACCUUUAAAUUAAUUACAGAACAACAUCAAACUUUUUAUCCAUUUACAGUUACAUUUACGUGGUCUUACACCUGAAUACACUUGGGCUCUAUAAAAACUGUUGCCUGUCAAGAUA